CAUUGAUCCAGCAUCAGGCAGCAGAUCUGUUCUCUCUACAGGGUCAACACUUUCCCAGAUUCAAAUAGAAGCUCUGUCAGUGUCUCUCCAUUACCCCCAGUCCUCCAGCUGUUCCCCUGAGACCUAAUCAUUGUCCCUCAGGCAUUGAGAGUAAUAAGUGUGUUGCCGCGUCACAUGCCUUAUUGUCCCAACGAGCUCUCUGAUUGGAUGAGACUGUGAGAAACUCCAGUCAGACCCAAACCCACACAUUCACAUGGAGAUGUGGGACUAUAAAUAGGAGGGAUGAAGCCAGCAGAGAUCAGAUUCUCUCUACAGAGACCUCUACAGCACAGACAUCCAGACAUGGCACCUUCAAUCACUUCAGCAAUGACCAACUCUCAGGAACAUCUGACUCUGACACACAAGCUCAGAAAACCUCAGGUGGAGAAGUUACGCAGAGAGCGAAUCAACAGCAGCAUUGAGCAGCUCAAGUCUCUCCUGGGUCCAGAGUUCCUCAAACAAGAGCCAGACUCCAAGCUGGAGAAAGCAGACAUCCUGGAGAUGACAGUUUGUGUCCUCAGACGACUGCAGCAGCAUCAGAUUUCCCAGAGAAGACUGCUGAACCACUUCAACAAGCUGCAGCCUUCCUCUGAUAAGAACCUGAGAGAGGCUGACUUCUCUCCUCUGAGCUCCACAGUCCAGACCAGCAACACCAAAGAGAAGAGUCCAGUCAACUGCGCCCCCUGGAGGCCGUGGUAGACACCAACAGACUGGAGUUACUACCAGACAAACUGAGACGACCACAUUGGUCAAAGAAUACUGGACUGAAAUCUAUGAGAUUUUAUGAAAAUGUUUUUCUUCAAUUCUUGUCAUGCAUGUUGCAUGAUCCAAAUCUAAUUGCUUCAGCAAUUGUUAUAUAUCACUGUACUUUAUGUAUAGCUGGUAUAUGAUCCGGUUACAUUUGUAAUCCUUUAAUAUUAUUGAUCAUACUGAUCAAAAACAUCGACCUGUCCUAUUGAAGACAUAUUGUCAUCAAGGAUCUUAAUUUGAUAUUUUAUAACUGAUCUGUUGUAAGAUCUAAUUUCUUAUCCUUUCUUGUAAAGGUUUUCUUAACGUCACAUUUUUCUUGUGAUAAUUUUAUUACUUCCUGCAUGUGAUACAUGUCUAUAUGUUUGACUGCACAUCAUGUGCAGCAACAAUGUGGAGGUAUUUAUUACCUCUUGAUAAUUGUUAUUGAUUUUGAAUUAACUUGUUCAUUUCUUGAACAUUACUUUGGAUCA
This is a messenger RNA of Labrus mixtus (cuckoo wrasse), 1259 nucleotides long. RefSeq names its product transcription factor HES-5-like. Gene Ontology annotation, cellular component: nucleus. Gene Ontology annotation, biological process: regulation of transcription by RNA polymerase II; regulation of neurogenesis; anterior/posterior pattern specification. The transcript is spliced from 3 exons. NCBI's taxonomy places the organism in Eukaryota, Metazoa, Chordata, Actinopteri, Labriformes, Labridae. Gene Ontology annotation, molecular function: protein dimerization activity; RNA polymerase II cis-regulatory region sequence-specific DNA binding; DNA-binding transcription factor activity, RNA polymerase II-specific. Bases 283 to 738 code for a protein of 151 amino acids. The record is from RefSeq and is a predicted model, not a curated record.